Molecule: messenger RNA, 885 nt
Organism: Trichoderma harzianum CBS 226.95
Lineage: Eukaryota; Fungi; Ascomycota; Sordariomycetes; Hypocreales; Hypocreaceae
Exons: 3
Coding region: 48-683 (211 amino acids)
Biological process (GO): intracellular protein transport; protein retention in ER lumen; endoplasmic reticulum to Golgi vesicle-mediated transport
Cellular component (GO): endoplasmic reticulum; COPII-coated ER to Golgi transport vesicle; endoplasmic reticulum-Golgi intermediate compartment
Source: RefSeq, a predicted model, not a curated record
CCUGAAACCAGUCAGUCCUCAACAUCGUUGACCUGCACAACGACAAGAUGAGAUUGCCGACGCUGGUAGCUGGCCUGAUUGGCCUCAUGGCCACCAAUGUUGCCGCUACAGCAUUGACCUACAAGCUGACCGCCAACGAACUGGCCUGCUUCUAUGCCUCCACGAAGAACGAAAACGAGAAGAUUGCCUUUUACUUUGCUGUUCAAUCCGGUGGUUCGUUCGAUGUCGAUUACUCUGUCGAGGGACCUGGUGGAAAGAUCAUCCUUCAGGGCGAAAAGGAGCGACAGGGCGACUUUGUCUUCACCGCGCAGGUAGUUGGUGACUACAAGUUCUGCUUCGACAACGAUAUGAGCACAUAUACUGAUAAAUUUGUCGAUUUCGAAAUUGCUGUCGAAAACGAGUCUCGAACCGCCCAGCUCCCCUCUAAGCAGGGUUCAUCGCCAGAGCAGACAUCCGUUCUCGAGGAAUCCAUCUACAAGAUCUCCGGCCAGCUUUCCACCAUUUCCCGAAACCAAAAGUACUUUAGGACGCGGGAGAACCGCAACUUCAGCACCGUGUCCAGCACAGAGAAGCGCAUUGUCAACUUUAGCAUGAUCCAGAUUGCUCUGAUUGUCUGCAUGGGAGCACUGCAGGUGUUUGUUGUCCGGUUCUUCUUCCAGGGUGCUCGCAAGGGUUACGUUUAAGCGAAUAGUGUUCUUUAUUAUGCAACUGUACGGAGGGACAGUCUGGACGGCAAGCAACAGGCUACAGGUUGACAUGAGGACGGAUGGUAUGGAUGGAUAUGAGCAUUUCUAUGUGCAGGGAUAGCUCGGCCAGCGUGGCCAGAAGUUUACGGCGAUGGGCGUGUUUUGUAGCCUGAAAAUGGCUGGUGAAGAGCGUCAUGGG